AUGCCUACUUCAACGUACAUUACCCUCGUGGUCAUCUACACAGUACAAGGAAUCAUUAUCAUCGUUGGAAACGCGUUUACUAUCUUCGUCUUUUGGACCCAGAGAUCCCGCCUAACACGUACUUAUUUCCUUCUGGUCAACCUCGCAGUCGCAGAUUUUCUUGUGGGGAUUACAGAACUUAUUGUCAUAGGAACGGUGAAAUUUCAAGAUACUGGAGAGGGUUACGCAGGCAGUGUAUUAAGACAGAGCCGAUCAAAUCCCUCAGCGGCAUUUGUUAUGCUUUUUUCGAGUUCGUCCGUUUAUUUUCUCGCCCUUGUCUCCUUGGAACGUGCUUUCGCCGUCUUGCGGCCAAUCCGCCAUCGCAUUACAAACAGUCGUGUUUACAUCUAUAGCAUCGUUAUUGUUUGGGCCGUCAGCCUUGUUUUCUUUGGUUUUACCGUAUUAUCCUUCCAUUUGUCAGAAUUGAAGGGGGGAUAUGUUUUGGCCGCGAGUAAGAUAUCCCUUCUUAUUUCCAUCUUGAUAAUUUGUACAAGUUACCUUAGCAUACGUACUCGAUUGCGCGCAAGAUCAUCGGCCACGGUAGACAAUCAGAAGCAGGGAUCAAGGGAGCACAAUUUACGGCUUGCAAAAACACUUUAUAUCACAAUUGCUACAUCGCUUGUGUUUUGGAUGCCUGGUUUUGUCGUCUACUCAACGAGAGGAUUCUGUCCGACCUGCUUUUCUGCACCACAGGUCUUUUGGCUCGUGGAUGCCAUGUAUCUGGCAAACUCUAUGGUGAACCCCCUCGUCUACAGUUUCAGAAUGCAAAUUUUCAAAGACGCUUUAAAUAAAUUCUGGAGAAAAAGACGACAGAACGUAAGACGAGUUGGGCAAAAUAGUUUGGGCUUUGGUCUGGAGGGUUCGUUUACUCAACACUUUCGACGACAAUGAUUUUACUUGCCAAAAACAGAGUUGUAACGUUGUCUGCACUAUUAAUUAGUAAAAGCCGUGUUGACGAGGUCAUUAUUUGUAAAGCGAAACCUUAACUUUCAAAUGAGUUUCGCUAAAUACGAAAAUCUCUCUGGUAAAAUACAUGAUUAUACGCGAGAGAUUUUCGUGCGGCUCCACCACCAACAUGUUUCAAAAUAAUAGUUAUGUAACAUAUGAUUCGUUCAUCCCUAAUCACCUGUUGUAACCACUUGGUGGCUUGAAGGUUGCAUUUGAAUCACAGGUUUUCAUAUUGUGAAUCAUUUGAAGGAUUACAGUUGAAGAAGAUACGGUUUCUGACAUUCAAUUUGUUUUGUAAAUACUCUUUUUUGAAUAGCCUUAAACGUGAUAAAAUAAGGAAUAUUAGUUCUAAAAGUUACUGGAAAACGUAAGUAUCAACUAAACGACUUGGCAUUGAGUCUAGAACUGAAGCACAUAGCUUGAAAGGAACCUAGAGCCAGUUUCAUGAAGCGAGAUAAAGAUAUCCUAUGCUGUUAAAUUUCAGCGCUGUUAACUUAUUAAAGAAAUUAUUGCGAUAAGUCAGCUUGAGUCCUAAAUAAAAAGGAAUAGGUUACAUUUUUCCUAAUUCCAAACAGUAAUCAAUUACAGAAAAAAAAAUAUUCUUCAGCACCAACAAUUUGUUGAAAGUUUAGCAGAGCUUUCAGAAAUCAUCCGGAUCCCCUUUCAUCAGUGAUGACGUUUGCUGUUAUUCGCAGCCCAUUUUUGAUGAGGCUGCAAAAUUGUUCCAUUCUACUAAACUUUCAACAAAUUGUUGGUUUUGAAGAAUAUUUUUUUCUCUAAUUCUACGUCCCAACAUCAGAAUCUUCACGCUGUCAGUAAUCAAAUUACUUCAAAAACGAUCUUUGCUAUGUUUGUGGCAUUAGAAUGAAUAUUAACUUUUUGGUUUCACUACUUACUAGUAAUAUUUCAAAUAAUAUUUAAUCCAUUAUUUCUCAGAAAAGGAUGCAAUAAAUCUUCAUUUGCAAUUAUAAACUCCAGCCUGAUGGUACUCAUUAGCUAAGCACUUUAAACAGUUAUAAACGACAGAUGAAUAAACCCAAAAUGCGUUUAUAAAAACACAGAGAUCCCCGUAAAACUUAAAAAAAAUAUUUCACAGUUAAUUUCAAAAACGAAAAUUACUAUGAACGGGAAAAAGCUACACUGUUCUUCAUAUUUCGACAUCCUUUAAUGAUGAACAACAUAGAAAAUGACACUAUCUUUUUCAUCAAUUCACAAAAAUAGUAAUUUCAACUUGAAAGGAGAUGAAUGGAAUAAAAUAUAAAUUUUUCCAUGGGUAGAUUUUUAAUGAGCCAAAAAAUCUUACGGCCCAGAAAUCAAGUUCAUAUUUCGUUUUAAAGUUCUCCAGUCGCACUUUAAUUUCAUAUCUGCUAUUCGUUCUUGAAUCGCUCUUCUCUCUUUUAUAUACCAAUAAUAGAUAACCCUCUAUGUCCAAAGAAUGACAGCCGAAGUAUACAAUCUUUGCAUUAGAUGCGAAUAAAUAGUCGUGUUUAUUGUCACCAAAUGUGAAAAUGACGUUGUGAAACCGGCUUAGGCCUCAGGGGCAAAUAUAAAUCGGCGUUUUAUCCUUAAUACCGCUUCGUCGUGGACAACUCAAACGACCCAUCCAUUAGCAAUUACUGGUUUGGCUGUCGUAUGAUAAGAAGAAUUAGGCAGAUUGAGAAGGAGGUCAUCGUAUUCGAUCUGCUAUAUUUCCGACUUCAACAAAACAUGCUAGCUCCAUCUAUGUACGUAUACUAACAAUAUACAAUUUCCAUGUUUAGUUAAGGUAAAGAAAACCACUGCAAAAACCGUGUACGAACAAUCUUGCUCAAAGUCGGAUCCAUCUUCAUUACCUUCCUCCUCUGUAGUCUAAGAUUAUGAAGGGAUGUUCAUUCUGACAGAGAAUGAAUAACAGUACUUUAAUUGAAGCUUAUUGAGCUCUACUAAUUCGUAUGAACGGAACUUUUAUCUUAAUUAUUUUCUUCAAAGAAAUUAUAUUUCCGCUUGGCAGAUCAUUUUUUCCAUUAGACAAAGUGAGUUACUGGAGUGGGAGAGCAUUACAAAUCAUGCUGUAUUGCAGUAAUUUGGUUUAAGUCAAAAAAGCACUAUACGCCACAAAUUAAAAGGCCAAAAUUGAUAAAUAGAAAAUAAGGGAGGCAGAUGAGAAAAAAAAUGCUGCUAAAUCUAGACUGGAAUUGAAUCUUUGUUAAACUUGAGGCAAACGAAUCAAAUGGUCAACAUGUUUUACUUUAACUAAUUUUUUGUCGUGUUAUAAAAUGAAUAUAGAACUUUUUGGGUUAGUUAUUUAAUCAACUGCGUUAGCAAAACAUAACGCAAUACUAAUAAUGCCUAAUAAGCUUUAACAAAACGUUGAUACCUCAGCAUUUGGCAUGGGCUUUGUAAAUAAGUAAUUUAAAAGGAGGCAGAUAAAUACAAACAAUUUACAGGGGCACCCAACGUCAAUUUUCGGAAAAUAUCUGUUCGGAUCUAGAAUUAGAAUUUAGAUUUAGAAUUUUCGGAACAUUUUUUGUAAAAUUUCUUGCUUGCCUGCCUCUCUUAGGAUUUUCGAACAUCUAAAAAUUGGUACAAUUGCCUUUUUUUAACGGAUUUUUACCCUAAAAAGCUCACCUAGAAUUUUCGGGAGCCUUUUUUCUGGCUGAAAUUUUUGAAAAGGUAAGUUUUGAUCCCUAUAAUUUUCGGAUCUCUAGACUUUCAGCCAGGAAAUCCGAACAGAUGAAAAAUUUUUAGGGGAUAAAAAUAUGCCUAUAUCUACCGUUUAAAUACUAAAAUACGUUUAACAAUGCUAUGUUUAAGUGGUUUUGAACUAUAUUCUCGUCGGGUGCCUCUGAAUUUAUAGCACUGUUGUCAGUAAGUGUUGCAGUGACAACCACAUUUUGGAUUUCUUGAAAUAACUUUGAUGAGAUGAGUCCUCAGAGUUUUCCCUCCCGACAAUCACAAAAAUGUCUUACAUUUCUCUCUUCCUCUCCCUUAAAUUUUAAUAAAAAUAUGGACAGUAAAAAUAUCAAUUUUAUAUAGAACGAAAUAUGUAUAAUUACCUCUGAAAAAACAUCAGCAGAAUAAAUCGAUUAUACUGCACAAAAGGAAACUUAAGACACCUUUCUUUAUGACAUGCCAAUUUCAUUUUGAAUGUUCUUGCAUAUAUUUGCUUUUUCAUUGCCAACCGUUUUCGUGUUCCCAAAUUAAAAGUGACAUAAUGCCCAGUAAUUCACAUUCGAUGCAAAUAAAUAAGCGUCUCUGUUUACACUGCUGCUAAGGAAAUGUCGUAUAAAAAGCUUAUGGUAUAAUGAACGGACGAACGCCAGUCUGCCUUCAGUAUUACCUCUACAUAUAUGCGUGUUAAUUUAGUCAUUUCGUUAAUAACUCAGUUAAGCAUCAAGUAUCUUCGACUUGAUUCGACUCAACAAUACUAAUUCUGAACCUUACUGAGUUUUACAAAGAUUAGCGGAUUGACUCCUCACUGCCAUCAUGUAGAAAUAGUUUGGUCUACAAGAAGACAGGGUAUUUUAUACAGAGAAAUGAUAUAAAAACGAUAUUUUCUUGUGAUUGGUAAGUAAAAUGUACCGGCCUUUUCAACUGUGCACAAGUUGUUCCGAUUUAAGGGCGAAGCAACUGGUUGCUGAACGAGGAAAGACAUCGCUUCAUCGACGUCCAUUUCCUUCGUGGUCAUCUACGCGCAAACAUGCAAACACGUUUACAAAAUCAAAGAUCCCGCAUAAAACGAACUUUUGUUUUUUUUUUUUGAUCAACCUCGGAAUUGCAGAUUUGCUUGUAGCGAUUACAGAACUAACAGUGUUGGGAGCUUUUAAAUCUGAGGUCAUGCUAGAAAGUGACAUAGGUCGCUCUCUACCAGAAGACACCAGCGUGGUUUCUGGCGCGGUAACGACCACCUUGAUGAGGGUAUAAGGGUCUCUGAUCUUUGGUUAGUAAUCCUUCUAGUGAUAUGGUGCCCUAUUCGUGGAUCCUGAACUGCUUAGCGAUGGUUGGAACGGCCAUGAAUAUCAUCAACAUGGCAGUCAGUCGGCUCGACUAAGACUGUUCUAGGUUUCAGCAAAGUGUGAUAAGUCUAAUCCAGAUGGGUAUGUCGUUGGCACUCUCCUGCCAUCGGUUGAGAUUGAUGUCUCUCCAUUUCAUGUUUUUCUUGAAUUGCAACAUCUGUGAACCUUAAUCUAGGCCUCCCUUGAUUACCCAUUACCAAACAGAGUUGACAGCUGCAUAUUUUGUAGCAGCUAACAGCUACUUUGGUAGUCUGUUAUCAUUCAUCCUAUGCACGUGACCCAACCGUCUUAGAUUUUUCUCGAUGAGAAUAUCAGCCAUUGAUAGUAGUCCUGCAAGGCAGGGACUCUCCACUUGCGUGUUCUUGUCCUUCCAGGAUACAUUCCGUUCAUUAUUACUUUUAGAUGUUCCACCAUAUAUAGGCAUGGAGCUAGUCCCUGUACGGCGUUUUCCCAGGCACUCUCGGUCAAUUCACUUCAGUGACGUAUCCGGGGCGAAUGGGCGCAAAACACAUUUUCGCUUGGACCACGUGACUCGAAACGCUUUGGCCGGGCAGGAUAAUGAGGCCUUGGGACUAGGCAAAAGCUUCUUCACUUACGCUGAUGCAUAGUCCAUGCAUGUUUCAGCACCAUAGAAGAGGGAAGAAGGGACAACACCUUGAUAGGCAUUGCACUUGACUUCAAUAGACACAUGCCGGUUUUCCAAAACCUGUCCCGUGGUUUUCCAAAAGCAGCACUUGCAAUUGGCAUCCUGUAUCGUAGUUCACUGUCUUGGCUAGCAUUGUUGGAAAUAGUGCUUCCUAGGUAUCUGAAGUCGUAUCACUGCAUCAGAGCCUCUUGAUUGAUAGUUAUAGUUGUUGGCUCAGGAACUGGAUCUAAGUUUUGCAGCGGUUGGUUUAAGCACUCAGUUUUCUUGAUGUUGAACUUAGGCCAAAUUGGGAGGCAGCUCUGGUGAAGCUGUCCACCAGCCUCUGAAUGUCACAAGCACUGUAGGCAACUACAGCACCAUCAUCUGUAAACAUUAUUUCCCUCCCUAGGAUCUAGGUUGUGCGUGUUUUUGCUUUGAAAAGGGGUACGUUAAACAGGUCAGCAUUAGUACGAGUUUGGAUGAAGAUACCGUCCCCAACACCGUCAAAGGCCGCCUUUAGCAUUGUUAGGUAGAGAGAGAACAGUGUCGGAGCAAGUACGCAACCUUGCUUGACAAAAUCGGUGGGUGACAGCAAAUACCUUGGAGAUGUAGCUUCAUUGAUCCACAUGUUAACAUGUUAACAUUACGUUGUGCAGUGCCCUCGCCAGAUUGAUAAAUUCAGCAGUACAUCAAUACUUUCCGAACACUGUAUCAAAAGCCUCAGAGAAGUCAAUAAAAACGGCAUACAGCGGCAUAUUAUGCUCUUCAACCUUCUCUUAUAACUGUCGCAAAACAGAGGAUCGAUCAUAUCCACAGUGCCUCUUCCAUGCACUGCGAAUACCACAUCGAGUCUCAGGCACGAUAUGGGGACAACGUGUUCGUUGAGUCUGUUGAGGAGUAUGCGAGUCCAGAUCUUUUGAGAGAAGAGAAAUACCUCGAUAGCUCCCACAGUCCUUUCUUCUUCCCUUCUUGAAGACUGGAACGAUAAUGCCAUCUUUCCAGUCUUUUGGUAAAUCUUGAGUUUCCCUGGUCUGCAAACUCAGUUUGCACAGGCUAGAGGCGAGUUUCACAGCCACAAUGUUUUCAGAUUUCGGCAGGUAUACCACACCUUCCAAGGGCUUUACCUUCCUUUGUUGCAUUGAUGGCAUCGAACAGUUCCUUCCUUUCAGGAUUUUCAUCAAAAAUAUCACUUUUUAACCGGCUGAGUCUUUUUAAUCAAAGGUGCGUUGCAUUUUGUCACCAAACUAAAUUUCAGGGAUACUCAAAAAUGUAGUUGUUUUGGGGUAGCCUCCUAGGAUCAGUUCGCCUCUGCUCGCAAAGCAGGCUCCCGCGCCAACGGCUACCGGCGUUCACAGAUUGACAAACAAAUAAGUUCAACGGUCCUUUUUAAACCAAAAUUUGGACCCCCUCCCCCUUCCCAAAAAAAAAAAAAAAAUCAAGAAUUCCUGGAUCCGCCCCUGUAGAGAAAUCACGUUUUUUUGUUUUCGGUUAUACAUUUGUGCUUCAACAGAAUUGGAGAAUACAGCAGAAUGGUGAAUAAUGAUCGCUAACAGCGGAAACAAUAUUCCCACUGGUGAUAUUAUAAUCAAAUCUAUUUAAUAGGAUAAUUUCAAUAUAUAUAAUUAACGUAGCUGAAUUAUUAUGGAAACGGGUUGGUUUUAUCAAUUGUCGAAAUAAAGAAAAGCUUUGUAAUGAAAGUAGAAAAUUAUGCGCAUACUUAUUGCAUUUUUCGACACCGAGUAGGUUUAUGUUGAAGUCACCCAUGAUGAGGAUCGAUUACCUUGAGGCGAAAAGCCCUUCUUAUUUACACUAAGUUGAAGAUAAACAAAAAGUAAAUCUUUAUACAAUUUUCCAUUCCCGUAACAUGUUUCAUUUCUAAAAUACAGCAAUUUGAACUUCAGAGUUUUCACAGUGCGUGACAGCAAAAUAAGAAUGCUGUCUCGUUGAAAAAAAGUCUCUCCUCUUGAUUUUCAGCAGUUCAAGUAUUAGAAGAUAUGUUUAUGCGUACGUAUGUUAGUUCUCGACUGAAAAGAGAGAGCUUUUAAAGAAAAAGUGAACUCCAGAUGUUUUUGUUGAUUUCUGGCGGCCAUAUUGGUGCACCCAAACGGUACACCAAUAUGUCGUCUCGAUACAAAGCUCUACAAAGGUGAGUGAAACGUUUCGGCAAAUAACUCAGAAACUAUGAGCCACAAAGACCUGAGACUUGGACAAAUUGUUUAUAUAUUAAGUCUUUUAUAACACUUCAUUUUCUUAGCUUCUUCCACCGGAGGGUUUCUAAUUUAAUUUUUUGUUGCGUGACAGUGAAAACGAUCUAUACUCAAUAUACUCAUUUAGUCGCACAAGUGUCCUCGACACACCCAACGAAGACUUUACUAAUACGCUGAAAGCACUUUUUAGGCUACACAGAGUACUUUUAGAUUCCUAUUGAUACUUUCUAUAGUAAGCUGCGCUAUAAAAUUGUCACCUAUCUGUUCGAUCAUCCUCGGAGAACUUGAGUCUUUUCGAAAUUACAAGGGCUUCAGAAUUAUUUUCCAGAAAAUUUUAGAUGCAAUUUAUCGUUUCACGAAUGUGAGAAUUUUUCUGAUUCCUAUCUCAAUCACAUUUUUGAAUCCGAGGAUUUUAGGUCUCCCAUAAACAUUAUUUGGGCAGUGAAAUGUGGAAAAUUAAGCUUCAGAAAAUCGCAGGUAAUUUAUUAGAUAAGUUUCGAAAAUUGUAAAACAAUGGAACAUUCAUUUCAUCUAGACAUUUGUAGCCGUCCUCAAGCAAUAGAAAUUUCUAGGCAACAUUUGCUUCUCUGAACAAAUAUUUUACAGAAAACAGUCGUUGGCCUUUGGCCAUGGGUGCCCCUGUUAGCUGACCUUAAUUUCUAAAAAUCAACGGAAAUUCCACUUCCAUAUAGCAAUAUCUCUGUUUGGUCUAAACAAAAGGUCAAAAAGCAUUUUGACGGAGAAACAAUACAAGAAGGCCAUUUUAUGCUAAGUGCAUCAUAUCUUCUCAACUGUGCGAUAGCUGGUUCCUUUUUUUUUUAGGACAGGACAUAUUUGAAUAAAAAAACAGAAAAAGCAAAUUACAGAUAUGCCUACUUCGACGUACAUUACCCUGGUAAUAAUCUACACUCUGGAAGCAGUCCUUAUCGUCGUCGGAAACGCAUUCCCGAUCUUUGUUUUCUGGACCGAGAGAUCCCGCCUAAAACGAACUUAUUUUCUUUUCAUCAACCUCGCAGUCGCCGAUUUACUUAUGGGGAUUAAGGAAUUUAUAAUCAUUGGAACUGCUAAAUCUCAUAAUCUAGGGGAGGGUUUCUGUUUUUUGAUGCGGAGCCGAGCAAACCCGAUAGCGGCUUUUAUACUUCUCUUUUCGGGUACGUCCGUAUAUUUUCUUGCGCUUAUCUCCAUGGAACGUGCUUUCGCUGUCUUAUGGCCAAUCCGCCAUCGCAUCACAAACAGUCGACUUUACAACUGUAGCAUCGUUAUUGUUUGGGCUGUCGGUCUUGCUUUAUUUGGUUAUACCUUAUUAUCCUUCCAUUAUUCAGAUUUUGUGGGGGAAUAUGUUUUCCUCACUUUUAGGACAUUCCUUCUUAUUUCCUUUUUGAUAAUCUGUGUAAGUUACGUAAGAAUACGCACUCGAUUGCGAGCACCACCACGCGCGGAUCUAGACAAUCACAGGCAUCAAUCAAGGGAGCACAGUUUACGAUUUUAA
Molecule: messenger RNA, 9303 nt
Organism: Porites lobata
Lineage: Eukaryota; Metazoa; Cnidaria; Anthozoa; Scleractinia; Poritidae
Source: the annotation of a GenBank genome assembly